GGCCCACCAUUGCCGCGGCGCCUCAGUGUUCGCUGGCCAGUCAUAGUGAGAGGUCCAUCGGCGUCACUCCUCCUUCUUGCUCCUCAUCAUGCUCUUCUAGACUGCUUCCCGCCCACGUGAAGACACCGUCACAACACCAUUAACACCAUCACCACCACCAUGUCCAGCAAGAGGGUGAGCCCGUUCGCCGGCGUCCGCUACGAGCACCUGGUGGCGGGCGUGUCGGGAGGAGUCGCCUCAACUCUCAUUCUCCACCCGCUCGACCUCCUCAAGAUCCGCUUUGCCGUUAGUGAUGGCGCUGCUUCUGCCAAGCCUCACUACACAGGGCUGACGCAAGCCAUGGGACAGAUCUUCAGACAUGAGGGCAUCCGUGGCCUCUACAGGGGCGUCACUCCCAACGUGUGGGGCGCUGGCUCCGCGUGGGGCUUCUACUUCCUCUUCUACAACACCAUCAAGACGUGGCUACAGGGCGGCAACAGCAAAGUCCACCUGGGGCCCGGCCUUCAUAUGGUGGCCGCUGCUGAGGCCGGCGUGCUCACUCUCGUCAUGACCAACCCCAUCUGGGUCGUCAAAACCAGGUUAUGCCUCCAGUACACAGAGGCGGGUGCGAGUGCGGCGACGAGUGCCACUCACUACAACGGCAUGAUGGACGCACUCAUCAAGACCUACAAAUACGAGGGAGUUCGUGGCCUCUACAAGGGCUUCGUUCCGGGGGUGUUCGGCGUGAGUCACGGGGCGCUGCAGUUCAUGGCAUACGAAGAGAUGAAGGCACAGUACAACAGAUACCGCAACCUCCCCAUCGAUGCCAAGCUGACUAUGGUGGAGUACCUCACCUUCGCCUCCCUGUCCAAGCUGUUCGCCGCUGUCACCACCUACCCCUACCAGGUGCUGAGGGCCCGCAUGCAGGACCAGCACGCCCACUACGACAACCUCCGGCACUGCAUCAAGGAGACCUGGAGACAGCACGGCCCCGUCGGCUUCUACAAGGGACUGUCCCCCAACCUGAUGCGCGUGGUGCCCGCCACGGCCCUCACCUUCCUAGUCUACGAGAAAACCUCUCACUUCCUCCUCCAGUUGCGAUCAGACGACUCUUCCCCAGCCCCCCAGGACCAGCCCGCCGCCCCUGACCAAAGCAAGAAGGCAGACGAGUAGGAGUCAAGAUCACUCUGCAAGGAACGACUGCCUAAACUUGUGUGUGCCUUGUGGUGCACCGUGCACGUCGCGGCGCGGCGGGACAUCGGUGUUGUGGCAGUAUAGUGGGGUAAUGGUGCUCGAGGGGUCGCGGGAAGACUGCCCGCCCCGCCCCCUUCUGCUCUUUCUCUUGCCCUGGUGAUGGUUGUGCUGCACGUCGAGGACAAGUCACGCCAAAGAGCAGCUGAAGGUUGGAGAAGUCUCACGGCUGUUUAUUAUUUUGUUUUAUUUGCCAUUUCUCGUCGAGGAAAGUGUUCUUGUCGCAUCUUUUAUGUUUGCUUCAAACGAGCCAAGGUGAAUGUAAAUACUAUUUUGAUCUGUGUGUC
Messenger RNA from Eriocheir sinensis (Chinese mitten crab), 1517 nucleotides. RefSeq names its product mitochondrial folate transporter/carrier-like. The record is from RefSeq and is a predicted model, not a curated record. The coding region runs from base 160 to 1152 and encodes 330 amino acids. Gene Ontology annotation, cellular component: mitochondrion. Gene Ontology annotation, biological process: nucleotide transport; folate import into mitochondrion. Lineage: Eukaryota; Metazoa; Arthropoda; Malacostraca; Decapoda; Varunidae. The transcript has 7 exons. Gene Ontology annotation, molecular function: folic acid transmembrane transporter activity; FAD transmembrane transporter activity.